This is a messenger RNA of Strongylocentrotus purpuratus (purple sea urchin), 6038 nucleotides long. RefSeq lists its product as uncharacterized. Lineage: Eukaryota; Metazoa; Echinodermata; Echinoidea; Camarodonta; Strongylocentrotidae. Gene Ontology annotation, biological process: protein dephosphorylation; actin cytoskeleton organization; negative regulation of actin filament polymerization. Bases 335 to 3739 code for a protein of 1134 amino acids. The transcript has 15 exons. The record is from RefSeq and is a predicted model, not a curated record. Gene Ontology annotation, cellular component: cytoplasm. Gene Ontology annotation, molecular function: protein tyrosine/serine/threonine phosphatase activity; actin binding.
UGCUGAUCAUAUGCAUGCAGCCCGGUUUUGUUAUUGUAGACACUGACUGCCUGACAUUAUAUUAUACUGGUAAUGCUCAUUGCCUGGUUGGUGGUGGCAGGAUUCUUCGGCUCACGUUGUUAGCUCAUAUGCUGGUUGGUUGGUGUACGAAGAGAAUUUACCUGUGCGACAGUUAGUUCAUUCAUUCAUUCUGGAGUGUCGGUCGUGGUUGAACCAUUAACCAUUGGCUGCUGUAGGUGAUCUCUGCCAGUGCUCUAGGAACCAAGAAAUGGAUAUUAUGAGGAAUUAUUUUAAACUGGAUUAAUCUUGUGAACUUGCCUGAGGAGUUCCUGCAAUGCCAUCAUCCUCAGAAAACAGUAUCCUUGUAAGUGAUAAUGAUGAUGAAGCUGAAGAAAGACUAAAAAGAGGAUGUGAGAGCUUCUUCGCAAUGAAGGGUGCAGCCAUAGUCCUCCCGCACUCCAAAGAUACCAAACGACCCAUCAAAAAGCACCCAGGUUCGGACCCCUCUUCCAGUCAUUCCGCUACCCCUAUCGAACUCAACCUCAUCCCCUCCGGGCCCCCUCUUCCAGAAGCUCUGGUUGGAGAGUUGCAGCAGCAUUUACAAUGUAUAUUCUGGAUCCUGAGGCCCGAGGACACCAUCAAAAUGGCUGUCAGACUGGAGUCAUCCUCAGACAACACCAUCCGUUACAUGGUGCUGGUCUCCUGCUUGGAUACGCAUCAGAACACAGAGGAGACCAUCAUCCUGGGCAUGGAUAUCAUCCAGAACAAGGCCACCAUCGGACUGGUCUUACCCAUCUGGGCGGAUAGCAUCAUCCAGAUGGAUGGAGAUGGAGGAUUCUCUGUGACGACGGGGGAGAAGAUCAACGUCUUCAAGCCAGUCUCUAUACAAGCCAUGUGGUCAGCGUUGCAAGCCCUGUACAGAGCGUGCAACCUGGCCCGGGUGCACAACUACUUCAUCGGAGGCCUUCACAUGACGUGGAUCGGCUUCUACCAAAGCAGCGUCUCAUCACCUUACUACUGUCUCAAGGAAUGGGAGUAUCUUCCAGACAUGACGUCCCCACAGAGUGAUGAGAUCAACUAUCUAUACCACAGAGACCGUCGCUACUGUCCUACAGAAGAUGAACUGAUCAGAAGAUUUAUAUUCGUCAAGUUAAAAGAAAUCAUGAUUCAAUGUGACCUUGAAACCGUUACCUCAAAAAUGGUCAGGAUUAGUCUUGAAAAAGAGAUAGGCAAGGAGUUGAAAGAGUACAAGCGAUUCAUUGAUAAACAGAUCCUUCUUAUCUGUGGCCAACUCGACUCUGCUUCAAAGAUAUUUGACCAUAUAUACUUGGGAUCUGAAUGGAAUGCGUCAGAUCUUGAUGAAUUGGAGGAAAAUGGAGUGGGCUACAUCUUAAACAUCACCAAAGAAUGCGAUAACUUCUUCCCGGAACGUUUCAAGUAUUGCAACAUCCGCCUGUACGACGAUGUGGAGGAAGACCUCUUGAAUCACUGGAAUACCACCUACCUCUUCCUCUCAAAAGCCAAAGAGGCAGGUUCCAAGGCUCUAGUUCACUGUAAGAUGGGAAUCAGUCGAUCUGCUUCAACGGUGAUAGCCUACGCCAUGAAGGAGUACGGGAUGACCUUGGAGUAUGCCUUGGACUUUGUCAAAGCGAAACGAUCCAUCAUCAGACCAAACGAUGCCUUCAUGAAGCAGCUCCAAGUCUAUGAGGGAAUCCUAGAAGCAAGUCGUCAGAGACACACGAUGUUCCGCAGUAAAUCUGAGAGUUCCCUGAGUCGCAGUGAAUCCGUGGAGUGCCUGGCAAGUGUCAAACCUCCUGAAUUCGGCAGCACUGAAGACCUCUCACCCCGAGGUAUGCCGAGAAACAAGUCUUUCUCUGUUCGAGAGAGAAAGAAGAAGAUAGAGGAGUUGGACUCACCCGAGGGUGCUGUUGGAGGACCAUCAUUCUUCAUUGGACCGGAUCCAACUCACCUAGGAGCAGGAAAAUAUGUGAUGGACACUGGUGAGCCAUUGUGUGAGGGUGCUGUUGGUAACGACCCUGGUGUCAGCGAUUGCAACGAUUUCCAGGUCUUAGUUCCCCCGACGGUCAGACCGAGCUCCAUCGUCAAACUGCAGAAGGAAGGGGCAUUAGCCUUAGGGGAUGUCCCUUUCGUUGUCGCGACUGAACCUGCGGCGUUGUCGUCUACAGUACUGUCCUCCUCUAAAGAGCCGGUGAGUAGUGAAGCGGACACUGUGGAAGGCUCUAGCAUGGAAGAUACCAUGCUGAAUACGAACAACAAUAGUGCGAAUGAACUCUCCUUAGACGGCUCUGAUGAGGAUAUGUACCAGAGGACAAGCGUCAAGUCAAAGGUCACUGAAAUAGAAAGUAGUGUAAUGGGCGCAAUGGACGCAACCGAAGAGGAAGGUGAGGGGGAAGGGGAAAGUGAAGUAGGGGCGUACAAGAGGGAGUCGAUCCCUUGGAAUCCUGGAACAGUACUACGACAGAAGCAGGAGAUUGAGGAGAAGAUGAGGGACGGGAGUCCUACAUCGUCAGUGUCAAUGAAGUUUGAUGAUGAGGGUGAGGAAGGAGAUGAGGAAGGGAGAUCAGAAACACAAGUUGUCUCCAUCGUGGAUGAGCUGGCCUCAUCUGCAACUGGGAGCACUCAAGAUGACUUGAUUGAUUCACCAGGAACAAACCGUAAAGACUUAGAUGUAAAUAGGACUGAAGGUGGAGAGUGUGAAAAGAACCAACAAGAUGGGGAAAAUCGCAGUGUGGACGAUGCAGAGAAUGCGUCGGCGCCUAUGGACGUAACUGAGACGACAGGCGACAACAACAGAUCGUCUGUCUACACCACUUCGGGCGAAGAGAUCCAGCUCUCGAUGGGGUUGGUGGAGCGACAUAAGAGAGAAUUUGAGCAGAAGACUGCAGCGGAGGUGCUCCAACAGGACACAGAGACCGAUGCUGCAGUGGACGAUGCAACGGAUUUACCGUGCGGUGCUCAGGGCAGUCCUGGUGUGUGUGAACCGUUAGAGGAAGAGAGAAUGGAUGUCCAGGAGGAGGAGGGUGGUUGCACCUCAACGGUGUAUCCGGAUGAAGCGAGCGGCUGGAAAGUUGGAGAUGUGAGGAGACACACCAUGGAACUUGAAGAGAGGAUGGAACUGGCUUCGUCACCAAGUCCCACCAAGAAGUCAGUAUUCUGGCAGGAUCGUGACGGAGACGAGCAAUCAGAGCUGACUAGCGAGGAGCUGAGAAACAUCCAAGAGAUGGACAUUCCUCUCAGAUCAUCCAGUCCUGAUGGUGUGACGAUGGAUGCGGAAGCAGGGGAGUCAGAAGUUCUGGUGGGUGUGGCAGAACAGGUCAAGCAACUAGAAUUGAGAAGAUGCCGCUCCAUAGCAAAGAUGUCCAACGAAAAAGUCAAGACUUUGAGAGCGUUGAUUGGAGUGGGGGAUGAAAAGCCUGUCAGCGAGUCUAGCUCAUCAGCAGAAGCUACGUGCAAGUCAAUGGCAGAUGAACCUCUGGUUGAACUGAAUCCAGACACGGUUAGACUCUUUACCAGUCAGAUAGGUUGCGAGGUCACGCUAGACCAGAAAGCGGCGACGGGAGAGAGAAAAACACGGAAGAGCGAGUCAGACAAGGAAACGCCCAGCUCCUCAGGGUCAAAGAUCAAAUCGCAGCAUGGCCCCUCCCAUCCCUUGCGCAAGCUAGCACAAGGGGGUGCAACAGGGCGGGGCACACGAGGGAAAUUCUAUAGUACCAUGUGAUUGUUUACAAAAUCAUUGUCUUCCAUCCGUUGAUCAAAAAGUGCUCUGUACAAGUGUGUGUCUUACUGUGUAGCUCUUAUGUUUAGAUUUCCUUUCAAUAGACAAAGCUUUUACACGUAUGUCAAAUAUGAUGAGAUAUAAAAGCUGUACAAUCAAUGUUCGAUGGUUGGAUUAGAUUAUUUCUACUGGAAACGGCAGGGACGUGUCGCAAAUAUAUGUUGAAGUAAAUUGGUUUAUAAUAAUGCACAGUGUUGGUAAAAGCCAAAGAGGUCAACAUAUAUUUCUUUCUUCCAUUUUCCUCAUGUUUGGAUACACCUAAGAAGAACGCAACCCAGCUAUUAUAGUUAGCUUCGAUAGGCAGGAUUUCUGAGAAAUCCUUUGUUUUGUGGUUUUUUCCAGUAUUGAUCCCAUUUUAGAAAUUUAUAUUUUGUUAAAGCUGAUACAAUAUCUUGUUGAGAUAAAAUGAAUUGCAGCUGAGCUUUUAAUUCACAUUGAUAAACUUCAGAAACAACAAUUUUCCACAAGAGAAAAGGGUAUUGUAAGAGCAAAUACUUUAAUAGAUAACCCCAACCUAUGUUAUCAUUUCUUUGCUUUCAAAGCUAGUUAAGGAGACCUGGGCCCCAUCUUAUAAAGAGUUGCAAUUGAUUUGAAUCGAUCUCAAUUUGAAAUUGAUUGCAACUCCGUACUAAAGAGAUAGGAGAUGCUUUUGACAUCAAUUGCAAAUUAUAUGUAAUCAGUGGCAAAUAUUUUAUGAGACGGGCCCUGAUUUUCGAUUUGUCAUAAGCCAACCAAAGACAUAUACACCAAACAAUAAGACCUCAUCCAACAUUGUGUAUUACCCUAAAGCACCGUCACUCCUUUUUAAUAUGAAUAUAUGGCAUAUCAUUUGUGGAAAGAAAACUUCUUUUUUUGAUGUUAUCUGUUCAUGCAUAAUUACAUAUGAAUGAGUCAAUGAAUUUAGUGUGAAUUUUCUUUUCCUUCUUCCUCUUCUUCUCCUUCACCUUCUUCUUCUUCUUCUUUUCCUUCUUUUCCUCCUUUUCCUUCUCUUUUUUCUUCUUCUUCUUCUCCUUCUCCUUCUUCUUCAUCCUAGAGGCAGAAAUAUUUCUAUAUUUCCAUUUUCACCCUCUUUUUCUUGUCACAGUGCUUCAGAUUUAAAAACCUUAAGAAUCUUCUCUCUGUUAUAGUUAUUGCAAGGACGUCUAUGUUCUUUUGAAUUUACUGAAAUCUUAACAAUUCUAUGAAAUACUGAUCAUGCUAUUUAAAGUCAGGCUGGUUAUUUGAGGAUGUUUUUGCUCUCUUUUGUUAUAUAGAUUAUAUGAAAAUGAAGGAUGUGUCACAUUUCUUCAAGCAUUAUGGAGGUUGAGACGCUACAGAACUAUUCAAAGAUAAAAGUUGUGUGUGUAGUGACAUCUUGAAAGUCGCAGGUUGUACCUAUGUGUAGACUGUCUGCUGUGAAGUGGUGCUAGGACAUGUGUGUUCAGAAAGAAUGUGAAACUAUAUGUUUAGUCUUAAGUGGUAUGAAGGUUUCGACAAGAGAUUUAAUGUGGUCUAGUCCAAGAAGGGGUUUAUGACAUAUGAAUUCAUAAGCUUAUGAUGUUAAGGUACUGUUGUUGUUUACAUGUACAUCAUUUUGUGAUUUGUGACAAGCUUUAGCUCAUUGUGUAAGGCUUGACUGUGUGAAAGAUGCAAUGGCUGGUGUUCAGUCUAUUACUUUUGUCUGGUAAAUUGAUUUGUUCAUGUUUCUUUCAUCUUUCAAUAUUAAUCACUGACAUGAUGUAGGCCGAGAAUCAUCCAUUUCCACAUGCUUAGAAUGAUGUUGGGAUAACAUGUCGUAAGAAUACCUAUCAUCAUUAUGCAGUAUGUCUUUGUAAUAAUGUGCAUUUUCAUGAAUGUUACUGAACAAUUAGCAAUAAUCAAAUAAUAAUUAAUGAUUUCUAAAAAUAUGAAAAGAUAAUAUGUAUGUAUGUAUAAAAUUGCCUAAAUUGACUUAAUAAUAUUUCUUGUGGUUAUACCAAUUCUGACCUUCCGCUAACACUCCAAAGUUAGGUAUUACUAGAAAUAUUUGACGAAGAUGAAGAUAAUUCCAUUGAGAAACUCUGAAAGACCAACAUGUUUUGACUAAUACCGAUAACCAUGUUUAUUUUUGUCUCAGUCUACUUUUAAAAAAAAAUGAUUCCAGUCUUUCCAUGCAGUAUAUUAAUAAACAAUAAUUUGUGUGUAUUUGAUUUAUUAUAAUGAUCAAUAUUAUUCUUUCUAAUUACAUUUCUCUAAAUGUAGAUUUAGAAUUAAUAAGCUUUGA